This is a messenger RNA of Rhagoletis pomonella (apple maggot), 3822 nucleotides long. RefSeq lists its product as uncharacterized. The transcript has 4 exons. The coding region runs from base 1 to 3822 and encodes 1273 amino acids. Lineage: Eukaryota; Metazoa; Arthropoda; Insecta; Diptera; Tephritidae. The record is from RefSeq and is a predicted model, not a curated record.
AUGGAUUCAUUUAAAAAACAACGUCAAGUAAUCAAAAGCAGUCUGACACGAAUUCAAAGUAUUUGUGCAGAUACAAAUACGACAAUUGACGAUUUAAAAGUGCGUAUAGAGCGCGCUGAAGAAUUAUUCAAGCAAUACGGCGAUAUUCAGAAUGAAAUCGAUCUUCUUACAACAACGGCUAGCGAGCUUGAGCAAGAGGACGAGUAUCGGGCCGCAAUUGAAGAAAAGUAUUUUACAAUUAAAGCAAGCUAUUCACGUGCGCAAGUAGAGGAUGGUAAUGCGACAAUUAUCGAGAAUCAGCAAUCUCCAAGAGAUAUUUCGACAGCAAUGCAAGCAUUAAUGGAGCAUCAGGGCACCAUGGGCGCGUUAAUUGAACGCAUUUCACAAAACGUAAGCAGUGAUGGUAGAUCUUCGUCAUCACCAGCCAACACGAUAAACAAUUUGCAACAGCUGCCACAACAAGAGCUUCGAUUGCCACGAAUACAAAUUCCUGACUUCGAUGGCAAGUGCAUCGAGUGGAUGCGAUUCCGCGAUCUAUUCGAAGCCAUGGUUCACAACAAAACUAACAUUUCAAAUGUUGAGAAAUUGGAAUAUUUGCAAACGAAGGUAAAGGGUGAUGCACUGUCACUCAUAAAGCAUAUGCAACCAGCAAAUGCAAAUUAUGAAAUCGCUUGGCAACUAUUGAAGAAAAAAUAUGACAAACCUGACAAUAUAAAAAAGGCUUAUUUUGAAAUUUUGUUUGAUCAACCUGUGAUGAAAAUUUCAUCAGUUUCUGAAGCAAAACGUUUGUAUAACACAACCAACGAAACCAUAAACGCACUAAGGGUGCUCAAAGAGCCAGUAGAGCACUGGGAUUCAAUUUUACUUUUUAUACUUGAGAAAAAACUAGAUUCUGAAACUCAUACUUUGUGGUAUCGAGAUAGAAAGUCGGACGAAUCGACAACUAUACAACAUUUUUUAAAUUUUUUGGAAAAGCGUGUAUUUGAACUCGAAAAUACAUCUAAGGGCACAAACCACCAAUCACAUCAGAGUUACAAUAAGCAAAAACAAUCACGCACCUUUACUACUGUUAUGCAGGCAUGCCCUGUUUGUUCUUCGAAUCAUCCACUAUACAACUGCAGUAAAUUUAAGGAACUCAACGUAGAAGCAAGGCGAAAGGUUGUCCAGCAAGGCAACAUGUGUUUUAAUUGUUUGCAAGCAAAUCAUCAGGCUGUGAAUUGCAAACGAUCAUUUUGUCGUAAAUGCAACGGUAAGCACAACACGCUUCUGCACUUAGAUCGGUCGUCGACAGAGAAGCAACAAACAAGUGCAUCUCAACCACCAGUACGAAGUGAAGAAUCUACAAGCAUUAGUGUGAACAGUUUGCAAUCAAGUCCACAGUCAAUCACGUUGCUCCCAACUGCUUUGGUGAUGGUUGAGGAUGCGACUGGUUCACUGCAGCAAUGUCGCGCCUUGCUGGAUUCAGGAUCACAAGGCACACUUAUUUCUGCAGCAUGCGUGCAACGUCUUCAACUAAAACCCAAAUACGACAACACUAUUCUCUAUGGAGUAGGAGCAACGGAUGGAAGUCGCUCAAAAGGAAAAGUGUACAUAAGCAUUCAUGCACUUCAAGGCAAGACCAUCUCAACAGAGGGACUUUGUUUAUCAAAUCUAACACGGAACUUACCUUCAUAUAAGGUCUCCAGCCAGACCACAGAGUUUUUUAAGCAUUUGGAAUUGGCUGACCCGUACUACGAUAAGCCAGGUCGCAUUGACCUUAUUCUCGGAGCAGAUGUUCUAGCCGAUUGCAUCUUACCAAGCAUUAUACCGCACCCCAGUGGCUCACCAUCGGCAAUGCACACAAUUUUUGGAUGGGUUUUGAUCGGUAGGCUGUCAUCCGAGAACGAACAACAUAUCAUUACCGCGCAUACACUCAUGGAGAUUAGCCAACAGCUGCAACAAUUCUGGGAGAUUGAGGACGUUAAGGGCCCGCUUCAGCAUCUCACCCCUGAUGAGUUAGCAGCUGAAAAUCAUUAUAAACAAUUUGUUAAGCGAGACAAGUCUGGAAGAUAUGUAGUUAAACUUCCAUUGAAAAACGAACCGCAACUCGGUGAGUCACGUACCAACGCUCUAAAACGUUUUUUAGCUAUGGAACGACGUUUUCAUAAUAAUGCUCAGCUCAAGCAAGAAUACCAAAAAUUUAUGUUCGAUUAUAUCACGUUGGGCCACAUGGAGCCGGCUGGUAAUUUCGAUCCAAAACGGGAUAUAGAGAAGAUGUAUCGCCAGAUCUUGGUGGACCCUGACGACCAAUCACUGCAGCGUAUACUUUGGCGGAGGUCAAACGAUGAACCCAUAAAAGAAUAUAAUCUCAAGACUGUAACCUAUGGAACGUCAGCUGCGCCAUUCCUCGCAACUAGAACCUUGAAGCAAAUCGCCAAUGACAACGCCAGUGCACAUCCGAAAGCAUCUGAAGCAAUUUCACAGUAUUUCUACGUAGACGAUUUUAUGGCAAGCGCUACCGACGAAGCUACUGCGAUUCAGCUUAAAGAAGAGAUUUGCGCCCUGUUGUUUGAUGCUGGGUUACAUCUGCGCAAGUGGUCUUCAAAUUCAGCAACCUUCUUGGAAAGUAUUCCAAGUGAGGAUCGAGAGGUUCAAUCAGAUACCUGUAUAGACUCUACAUGCACAGUAAAGACACUGGGACUCUUAUGGGAUACAUCGACCGAUAGUUUUAAGCGUUUACAGCCUAGGGUAUUUGAUCCCAUCGGAUGGUUGUCGCCAGUGGUCAUAUCAAUGAAGAUAUUCAUGCAAAAACUGUGGUUGAGAGGAAUAGGAUGGGACGAGGCAUUACCGCACGACCUUUACACUCAAUGGGUUGAGUAUCGAGAAAGCAUCAACCGCAUAUUACAGUUACAUAUUCCCCGUUGGAUACGUUACUCCAAUGAGAAGCUCGUACAACUACAUGGAUUUGCAGACUCCUCGGAGCUGGCAUACGCAGCAACUAUAUACAUUAGAGUUCACCAUGAAAAUGGGCAAAUAUCAACAAAUUUAAUAGCUGCCAAGACGCGUGUGGCUCCAGUUAAACAAAUCACACUACCAAGGCUUGAGCUAUGUGGUUCACAUCUUAUGACGAAAUUAAUGACUAAAGUACAAAAUGCGCUGGAAUUGUCAAAGGCUGAAACCUUUGGAUGGACGGAUUCCACAAAACACAAUCCUGCAGAUCUUGCCAUAAGGGGAUUGUGUCCUCAAGAACUUCUAUCUAACGACAUUUGGUGGCAUGGUCCAGGUGAACUAAAAGACAUUCCAGAGACGUGUCACUUAGUGCCUCCUCUGGAAGAUGACAUAACGCAGGAAGAACGGAAAAGCACGGUUGCACUUGCAAGCGUAACAACUGAGGUUUCGGUGAUAGAGCGCUACUCCUGUUAUACACGACUGCUGCGAAUCACAUCACUUCUUUUGCGAUUUGUCAACAACUGCAAAGCUAAGUGCAUUAAUAGCAAAGGUAAUAAUCAAUCCAUUACAACCAGUGAACUACGCACGGCGCAUGAUGUCCUGGUUAGAUCAGCGCAAGCAGGAUCUUACACAUUCGAGUUACGAACUAUCGGUCAAGGUAGGCAGUUACCAUCUUCACAUAAGUUGGCACCACUUGCUCCAUUUAUUGACGAACAAGGAUUGCUCCGCGUAGGUGGCAGAGUUACCAACGCGAAAAUCAAUUAUAAUCAGAAACAUCCAUUCAUAAUGGACAAAACUCACCCGUUAACUAAACUAAUUGUACGUGACUAUCACAUACGUUACUUGCAUGCCGGACAUAGGCAAUUACAUUAUCUCUUGGCUCUUAAGUACUAG